Molecule: messenger RNA, 4108 nt
Organism: Mesocricetus auratus (golden hamster)
Lineage: Eukaryota; Metazoa; Chordata; Mammalia; Rodentia; Cricetidae
Product: cytochrome P450 7B1
Exons: 6
Coding region: 130-1659 (509 amino acids)
Biological process (GO): cholesterol homeostasis; bile acid biosynthetic process
Molecular function (GO): heme binding; oxidoreductase activity, acting on paired donors, with incorporation or reduction of molecular oxygen; steroid hydroxylase activity
Source: RefSeq, a predicted model, not a curated record
UAGAUCAGCUUCUGGGACAGCGGUCACAUACUGCUCUGCGCUGCGGGCAGGCCAGAGCCUUGAGUGGAGAAGAGAAGGCACCGUGCAGAAGCCACCGCCUCCUGCAGAGCCGCCAGUCAGCGUGUUGGGAUGGAAGGAGCCAAGACACCAGGCGCCAGCUGGACCUGGACGGGGCUACUUCCCCUCCCGGGCCUGCUCUUCACCGCCACCCUACUAAUCCUGGUCCUGCAACUGCUCACCCUGCGCACCAGGCGACCUGGUGAACCUCCCUUGGUAAAAGGCUGGCUUCCUUAUUUUGGCAUUGUUUUGAAUCUCCGAAAGAAUCCCCUGGCUUUCAUGAAAAGUCUCCAAAGGAAACACGGUGACAUAUUCACUAUUCUGCUUUCGGGGAAGUAUAUCACAUUUAUUCUGGACCCUUUCCAGUACCAUCUCGUAAUGAAAAACCCCAAACAAUUGAACUUUUCUAAGUUCAGCAGACAAGUAUCAGCAAGAGCCUUUGGCGUCAAGAAGUUGGCAACUGAUGAUGAACUUAAUGAAGAUCUUCACAGACACUAUCUGCUUUUGCAAGGCAAACCUUUAGACUGCCUCCUAGAAUGCAUGAACCAACAGAUAAAAGAAAUAUUUGAGUCCCAGCUACUAAAAUCCACAGAUUGGAAUACAGCAAGUCUGUUUGAAUUCUGUGCCUCACUGAUAUUUGAAACCACAUUUUCAGUCAUCUAUGGAAAAACUCUUGCUGGCAACAGGAAAAAAUUUAUCAGUGAGCUAAGAGAUGAUUUUUUAAAAUAUGAUGAGAUGUUCCCGUAUCUAAUAACUGAUAUACCAGUUCAGCUUCUAAGGAAAGCAAAAGCUUUGCAGUGGAAACUUAUAGAACACCUUACAUCAGAAAAACUGUCUCAGAUGCAAGGGGAGUCAGAAAUUGUUAAGGAAAGGCAACAUGUUCUGGAGAAACACUAUCUGCGUGAAGACUUUGAAAUAGGAGGACAUCAUCUUGGCUUUCUCUGGGCCUCCAUGGCAAACACCAUUCCAACUAUGUUCUGGGCAAUGUAUUAUCUUCUUCGGCACCCAGAAAGUAUGAAAGUACUGAGUAACGAAAUUGACAGCUUCCUGCAGUCAACAGGUCAAAAGAAAGGGCCCGGACUUUCCAUCCACUUCAACAAAGAACAAUUGGACAGCUUGGUCAGCCUGGAAAGCAUCAUCCUCGAGGUCCUGCGGCUGUGCUCCUACUCCACUGUCAUGCGGGUAGUUGAAGAGGAUAUGACUUUGAACUUGGAGACUAGCAGCUACCAUGUGCGGAAGGGAGACUUUGUAGCUCUCUUUCCUCCCAUCCAACACAUGGACCCAGAAGUCUUUGAAGCUCCAGAGGAAUUUAGGUUUGAUCGUUUUAUAGAAGAUGGCAAGAAGAAAAAAAACUUUCUCAAAGGAGGGAAAAAGCUGAAGUAUUCUGUCAUGCCAUUUGGACUCGGAGUCAGCAAAUGUCCAGGACGAUAUUUUGCAAUUAACGAACUAAAGCUACUAUUGGCUUUACUUUCAACUUAUUUUGAUAUAGAAACAAUUGACAAUAAGACCGUAGAACUAAACCACAAACGUUUGUUGUUCGGUAUUCAGCAUCCCAAUUCUGACAUCUCAUUUAGGUAUAAGGCAAAGUCUUUGAGAAACUGAAAUGAUGGCAAAGAAGCUUAUCAGAGUGAAGCUACAUGUGCUAAGCUCUGUGGUUUGCUCUACUCUUGCAAAUUUGAUACUACACUUGUUUGUUUGAAAACAGCAAAUUUAUAUUUGAUCUGAGAUCAAUUCAGUUUGUUCUUGGUCACAAAAUCUGUCAAAAACUAAAGCAGGGCUGCAGGAUAAAUAAUGCCAUGUCAAUCAUUUCAGGAUAAGUUCAAAGUAACAAUUUCAACUUUGUACUUACUAUGCUUUUUAUCAUUUCUCCUGAAUAUGCUUCUCCAGUGAUAAAUUUGGCCCUGGGUGAUUUGUUUUUUUUUAUUUUUUAUUUUCUGAAAUCCUCUAAUAUGAUUUUAUGUACUGUUGGAAAAGCAUGCCAUUGGACAGUCUAACAAUAUCCAAAUUCUCAAGGGAGAAGGAAAUUAAUUCCCACGAAUUAUACUGUAUGAAAAUGUUCCCUUCAAGUAGAGUCUCAAUAAUGUCUAUAUCACCAGGGUACCUUUGCAUUAAAUGAAUUUCUCAAUAAAUUAAAUGUUCCAACUUUCCUUCAAUAUUUGAUCAUUCAUAAAUGCUCUUUUUAACUUUGUAUUCUACAGUUUAAUAGAACAAAAUUUCUUGUUAUAUAAGACCUCUCGUGUUCAAGUUAGAUACUGUUAAAAUUUAAUAGAUAGGAAAACACAAAGUCUAUUAUAUAUUCAGCAACUGCUAUAGACAUUAGUUUUGGGCUUAUUUUAGAGGAAAACACUGAAGUCAUUAUAGUGUUGAUGGUGGUAUUGGUGUUUAGUACAGACAGUAGUAUAUAAGACGGCAAUAUAUCCUUUAUUCAAUGUUUCCAUUUAUAUAAACUGAGAAAUUAGGUGGCAUUAUUUAUCCACAACCUUUUGGACUUGGAGGUUAGUUGUAUUAUUUAGCAUUAUCACACUAAGCUAUACAAAAUAAUUUCAUACCACACAAUACAGCCUAUAUUAAUGAUUAAAAAUUUUCUCCUAUCAAAUUUCCAGUGAUUGACAUUUGGCAUAAAUUGAGGUACAAAAUGCAAGCUCACAGGGCAAAUAAUUGAGCCAGAUUAAUUCAUGCUGCAUAAAUUAGAAAUUCUAAUGCUUUGGAAAUUUUCUGUUGUCGCUAUAAAGAAAAUUGAUUUAAAAUAGCACCUUAAAAUACUUAUCAUACUAGGUAAAACAGCAUGGUAGCAUUGCUUUUCUCUUUUCUAGAGCACGUGCUGAUUGAAUCCUGCUCACAUAAAGGCAUACUAGUAUGAAUUCUGUCUCAGCUUGAUUGAGGCAGUCUUUAUUCUAAAUUUCUAUCCUUCUUUUAAAAAAUGCAAAAUGACCAUUCAUAACUACAUAAAUUCACAGAAUACAAAGUGAAGUUAUGGCAUAUGAAACUGAUGUGGAAUGAUUAGACCAACCCAAAUGGUUAAAUCAACCCUGAUACGUAACACCUGUUAUAAGAACAUGUUGAGCUAUAUUCUCUUAGCAACUUUUACCAUACAGUGAACUUUUGAUAACUAUAUUCACAAGGUGAUAUGAUAAAACCAAUUCCCAUAUGCCCCCAAAAGACUAUAUUCCUCCUAGCUCUUUGGGGGUUUUUGUUGUUGUUGUUUACUUUUUUAUCAUUUCUCCUACACUUCCCCUGCCCCUAUAAUCACUAUUUCACUCUAGAUGCUCUAGGUUGAGUCAAGAUGAAAUUAAAACUAAUACAUGAGGUAGAGCCCAUGGUCUGUCUCUCUUGGUUUUACUCUACUUAAUGUUCUCUAAAUCUCUCUAUGUUGAAUCAAAUGACAGAAUUUAUUUUUUAUGGCCAAGUAAUAUUCCAUGAUGUGAAUAUACCACAUUGCCUUUAUUCAAAAGCUGUGUCUAACCACCCCUACCUCCUGCCAUGACUCCCCUCAUUCUCCUGAGAACAAAGGAUAUGUGUGACAGCCCAUCCUCAGGCCUGUCUGACACUCUUCCUUCUGAGAGUCUCUCUGGUUGAUUUUGAGCCAUCAACUUGUCAAAUUUCCCAUCUCAUGGAAUUUCUAAGUUCAGUGGUUGCAAUUUUCAGUUGAAAAUUGCUUUUUCUACAUUACUGCCUGGCCAUAUUUUGUGAUAUCUUGUUCCUUUAAUGUAACUUCGCUAUCCCUUUAACUAUAUAUUCUGGCUUAUAUUCUGUAUCUGGCAUUGCCAACCUACUCCUGUUUUAUGGGUCUGAUUCUAUAGUCCCCUUUCUUUCAGAGUUUCUGGUGGCUUAAUUACUGAGCAUAUGUUCCUUGGAAUUUUGCUUCUGGAAAAUAUUUCUGACCUGAGCUUGAUGUUCAUUCCUCAAGGUAUAAUUUGUGUUUGAUUUUCUCACUGUUAAUGUUUCUGUCUAAUUCAGAUUACUGGGAAUGCUCAACUGGAAUACUUGGGAGGAGGCAUUGUAUACUAAGUAACUGAAUUCCAGCCUUAAAUAAAACAUUCUGAUUAAGAGA